Molecule: messenger RNA, 1402 nt
Organism: Vigna angularis (adzuki bean)
Lineage: Eukaryota; Viridiplantae; Streptophyta; Magnoliopsida; Fabales; Fabaceae
Product: pentatricopeptide repeat-containing protein At4g18975, chloroplastic-like
Exons: 6
Coding region: 91-936 (281 amino acids)
Molecular function (GO): protein binding
Source: RefSeq, a predicted model, not a curated record
GGCCAGAGUGCGCGGAGGAAGAAAGGAGAGGGGGAAGAAGGAGAGAAAGGCGGGUUCAGUUGGUUGAGGCCGUCACCACCGCGAAGCACCAUGUGGAGGUUAAGGUCACCUCGAAUCUCUCAUCUGGUUGGUGGAUUGAGUCAAAUUAACAUACUAAGUGAUGUGAAGGUGCAGCACCAUCGUUGCUGUCAAACUGUUGUGUCGCCUCCUCCAUGGAGUUUGCAACAGACAAAAUAUGAUCCUCCUGACACCGUAGUUCCGAGGAGUUAUAUUGGGGAAAACGUAUCCAGAAAAGAUAGGACCAAAUAUCUUUACUCUACACUUCUUGAACUCAACGACAGUAAGGAUGCUGUUUAUGGUGCUCUUGAUGCAUGGGUUGCGUGGGAGCAAAGCUUCCCCAUCGCCUCAUUGAAAAGAAUAUUGAAUUCCCUCGAGAAGGAGCAGCAGUGGCAUAGGGUUGUGCAGGUAAUUAAAUGGAUGCUGAGCAAAGGGAAGGGGAUGACAAUGGGAACGUAUGGUCAAUUGAUACGAGCUUUAGAUAUGGACCAUAGAGUGGAAGAAGCCCACAAAUUCUGGGAAAUGAAAAUUGGUUCUGAUUUGCAUUCAGUUCCUUGGCAAGUAUGUCAUGUCAUGAUAUCUGUAUAUUACCGAAACAACAUGCUGGAAGAUCUUGUUAAGCUUUUCAAGGGGCUGGAAGCUUUUGAUCGAAAACCGCGGGAUAAAUCUAUUAUUCAGAAAGUGGCAAAUGCAUAUGAGAUGUUAGGCUUAGUUAAAGAGAAAGAGAAGGUACUGGCAAAAUAUAGCCAUCUCUUCACAGAGGAAGGACCAACUAAACCGCAUAGAAGGAACUCAUUUGAGUCAAAGAAAGGUAUGCAUCGUACCUCAGAAAAACCAUGUCAAAGGCAAUCUAGAAAUGUUUCGUCUGAGGAGAAGUAGAAGUCAGGAAGUCGGAUGUUAUUCUUUCACAUCGAUAAAAUUGUUCGGUUAAGGUUAAAACAGUGCAAGACCAAAGUUUUCAGAGUUCAGCUACACUCCUACGCAAAAACUCGUUUCAGAAGAAAUGCUUGUUAUUCCUGCUCAUCCGUUGGAUAUUCUGAAGAAGCUGUUUGGUUUUUUGACUGAUGCGAUUCUGCUAAUUCUGUCGCGGGAAGAACAAAAAGAUUCCCAGCUGGAUAUUACAUUUCAUGUGUACUAUUUUCUGAUGACUUGAUAUAUUCUUGUAUGAUAGCCCCAUGUGCGGGAAGCCUAUGAAAGAUAGAAGCUCGCGUCACCUUGGGGAAACGGAACCAAACGUAUGUCUGCACUAGACGUCAAAAGCUGUUCUAUGUUAUAAAAUAGUUUCUUCUUUUUGUUUGGAUAGGUUAAUUUAGGCAAAAGAAAUGAGAAAAAGAAGCUGUUCCAA